This is a messenger RNA of Lolium perenne, 648 nucleotides long. Lineage: Eukaryota; Viridiplantae; Streptophyta; Magnoliopsida; Poales; Poaceae. The record is from RefSeq and is a predicted model, not a curated record.
AUGACUAGCAUGCCGCCGCCCAAGGGCAGCCAACCGAUCCGGGGCCGCCGCCCCCGGCCUUCCUCGCCGCAAGUCGCACGCGGCCGGACAGCGAGCACCUCCUGCCGCACCGGCACGUCCACCGCUCGACGCUGCGGACCGCCGCGCCGCUGCGGCGGCCGGACACGCCGCCACGGGGACCUCCACCAGCAGCCGCGCCGCCGAGAGCCGGCGCCAAGCCCCGAGCACGAGCUGCCGCGCGCCGUCCGCGGCCCUCCGAGCCCGGAUGGGCCCCGAACAGGGCCGCCCCGCCGCAGCCCCAACGAGCCCCGUCCACCUCCGGCAGCCUCCGCCGACCUCCCUCCCGCGCCGCACACCCGGCAGCCCCGGCGCCGCCAGCUCGACCCGCGGAACCACCGCCACCUCGCCGCCUGCAGACCUUCACGCGAGAGCCACGGGAGGAGCAAAAAAACGCGCCGCCGCCACCAUCCUUGGAGCGCGCGCGGCUUCGCCGGCGCCCCCUCCAGCGGCGGCGAGGCGGGGGAGAGGAGGAAGAGGGCCGGAGCGACUGCGGCAGCGAGGUUCCCCGUGUCGCCCGAGCUCGGGCGACGCGGGGUGAGUGUGCAGUCGUGUUGCGCCUUUUUCCAUACAAGAAAGCUUUCAAUGUGA